Funneliformis caledonium is the source of this 198-nucleotide messenger RNA. The record is from the annotation of a GenBank genome assembly. Lineage: Eukaryota; Fungi; Glomeromycota; Glomeromycetes; Glomerales; Glomeraceae.
AUGCAUUUAACUACUAAAGAACAUCAGAAAGCAGCACUUGGAUAUACCGAUCGACCAUCAGAUCAAACAGAUCUUGUAAUUGGAUUUACAAUUCAAGCAGGUGUUGAUAAGUUGGAUGUUAUAGCAAAGAUGCAGUGUGUCUAUCUCUGUGCAAAAAAGCAUCUUGCAAUUGAUGCAUUUUCUAAUUUAGUUGAAUUA